AGGAAACGUGUCCUUUCAUCCUCACUGUUGUUCAUUCUGGGGUACCGAACACCCGCUAGCUAUUGUUUUAGUUCCUUCACAGUUUCUAGAAUUCCUUGCUGAUCCAAAGUGAGGGGUUAAGAGUGUCAGGAACUUGACAUCGGCGCACGCCACGUGAAGUUGUACCUGAACAGCACGCUCGUAUUUGAGGGCGAGCUAGAGCGUGGUUGCGGCAACCAAAUUUUCGACUACAGCACCACCGUGGAGCUCCAGGACUUCCAGACAGAAUCCUUAUUUUCCAGCCCUUCCUCUUCAGGGUACAACCUCCGGGGGGCCACCCCCCAUCGCCACGAUGACGGUACAGUGCACCAGCACCUCAGUUCCACUCUGCCGGCGUCAGAUGCAUCCGACCAGGCUAUGACGGACACUCAGGAAAGCUCUCGGGCUCCCCUUCCUCCCCUUUCCGCUCGGCGUUCCUUCGAAGAGCACGUGCCGGCGACGACUGUCACUGUGCAGCCGUCGUCCUCGAGGAUGACCCCACAGUGGCUGCAGCCCUUGAAGCGAGCCGCCCCCGAGGGCUGCGAGGCCGGUCGCGAGCGACCGCGCUGGCUCGUGCCUCAGCAGCCCCCCGCUGAGGCAAAAUCGUUGCUUCCGGAGCUGCCGUGUAACCCUGGUCGGGUGUGCAGGGGCGGAGAGCGGGCAGCCAACGGGGCGCAGCGGAAAGCAGAUUCUCUAGACCUGGACUGUGACCUGCUGGACGAGCUUGGGGAGCAAAAGCACGAGAGGCCGUUUAGCGGACGGAGGAGCUCCUUGAGAAAUAGGUUGACGGAGGAGCAACACAAGUCAAACACAGAAGCCAACGCCAGCAGGAGGCAGCGGACCCCGCGACCCCUGGGCCACAGCCACCGGGACGACACCCUAAUGGAAUCGUGGGACUCCCUCACCAAGUUCAACCAGUGCCAACGCGGUCGCAUCUCUAACACGGGCUUGGACGGGGAGGUCUUUGAGGACUUCCAGCAACAACACGGCCGGGGCUCCCCGGCCGCCCCCGUCAACCUCUCCGCUGCGGCCGCCCGCCCAUCUUCGAACUUUCCCGCCACCCGAGGGUUUCCGGGCGACGGCCCUGACGGGGAUUGCUUUCCGGAGCAGGAGGAAGAGUUUGAGAUCCCGGUGCUCCCCAAAGGCCAACGCUUGGUCAUCAACAUUCUCUCCACUUGGGGGGACCGGCACUACGUGGGCCUCAACGGCCUAGAAGUCUUCAGCUCCAGUGGCGAGCCCCUCCGACCGGCUCGCAUCAACGCCGACCCACCCGACAUUAACAUACUCCCGGCGUACGGCAAGGACCCCCGCGUGGUGACCAACCUGACCGACGGCGUUCACCGCACGCAGGAUGACAUGCACCUGUGGCUCGCCCCAUUCACACCUGGUCGGCGCCACACUGUUUUCCUGGACUUUGGACACGCCCAUCAGAUUGCCAUGAUCCGGGUGUGGAAUUACAACAAGUCGCGCAUCCACUCUUUCCGGGGCGUGAAGGAGGUGGAGAUGCUGCUCGACGGGAGGUGCAUCUUCCGGGGCGAGAUCGCCAAGGCUUCUGGGACUCUUUCGGGAGGAUUGGAUCAAUUCGGAGACACAAUUUUGUUCACGACUGAUGACGACAUCCUUGAGGCCAUGUCCCGUUAUGAUGAAACAUUCCUUGGUGAGAGUGAAACGUCAGACAAUCCGGUACACGAAGAGGAGCUGCGUCGACCGCGAACUGCCGACGGCGAGGGCGAAGAACGACCUUUUACGCAGGCCGGCUUCCGAGAGGAGGACCUCGCUGCGAAACUUCAACUCAACGUCAACGUAAGCCAGUUGGAAAACACAGAGCAAAUUCCUGGGAUGUACACCGGAAAGUGCCUUCGUUUGGAGCUAGUGUCGACAUGGGGAGACUCCCACUACGUAGGCCUGACGGGACUGGAAGUAGUCGGGAAAGAUGGGGACGGUUUACCCUUGGAUCUCAGUAUCGUGGCCGCCUCACCCGAGGAUCUCAACGAGCUUCCAGAAUACAGACAUGACUGGCGUACCCUCGACAAGCUUAUCGAUGGCCACAACAUCACCACGGAUGACCACCACAUGUGGCUGAUCCCUUUCUCCUAUGGAGAACCUCAUACGGUGACCAUCACCUUCCCUCAGGCGCAGACCAUCGCCGGGCUUCGCAUAUGGAACUACAACAAGUCGCCUGAGGACUCGUACAGAGGGGUAAAGGUAAUCCAUGUAAUACUUGACGACAUCGCCAUUUCGCCAGUUGAGGGCUUCCUUAUCAGGAAAGGACCAGGAAACUGUCAUUUUGACUUUGCGCAAGAGAUCCUAUUUGUGGACUAUCUUCAGAUAUCCGUUGAAAACAAGACAUUGGAAGAGUACCCAAACAAGCGAAGUGCCAAGAAAGCAGAACAAGCCAGCAUGGACUAUGAAGCUCCCAUCAUGCCUUGUGGAUUCAUCUUCCAGCUACAACUGUUAACCACCUGGGGAGACCCGUACUACAUUGGCCUGAAUGGUCUUGAGUUCUACAACCAGAAUCAUGAGAAGAUCACCCUCAGCGAUAAUAACAUCGCCGCUUUCCCAGACAGCGUUAACGUCCUGGACAACGUGAGUGGUGACGUGAGGACUCCAGAUAAAUUAAUAGAUGGUGUCAACAGCACUCAGGAUGGAAGACACAUGUGGCUUGCGCCUGUGCUACCUGGACUAGUGAAUCGUGUUUAUGUCAUCUUUGACCAGCCAGUGACCGUGUCCAUGAUUAAGCUUUGGAAUUACUCCAAGACCCCGCUGAGAGGAGUUAAAGAAUUUGGGCUGCUUGUGGAUGACCUCCUAGUGUACAACGGCAUUUUGGACAGUGUGAACCAUGUGAGCCGCGGCAUUCUUCCCACGUGCGACGUGGCGGUGCCAUAUCACACCAUCCUCUUCACCGACAACGCCUAUAUCGCGCAUCGCGAAAGGAACACUGUCAUCAGCCCCCAUGGCAGCAGACGCCAACAGCAUAAUUAUGUGGAAGACCAGGAUGUGAAGAUGACCAAUGAGAAUCAGAUCGUCCAUCACAACAAAAAGAAGCAGGCAGCGGACCCAGCUCUUCGGCCCAAAACCUGUAUGACUGACGUGGGAAAACCGGGACAGAGGAGAUACUGACUUGUAGCUGGACUUUUUCACCUCCAUUGGCUGAAAUCUGCCUUCUCCAUGAUUGUGAUCUGCAUGAACCACACUGAAGAGGGCACGUUUUGCACUGUUCACAGCGGGUUUGCCACACGCACACAAACGCACCCGUACUCAACUUUCUAGUUGGUUUCAGGCUAAAUGAACCUGCUGGGCUUCUUCUUACUGUGCCUGUACUCUGCCAGUGCCGUGUAAAUAUAACAGCAUAAUAAAUAGCCAGUCCACUUUCACAAGUACUUAACUUAUUGAUCAUUUAAUCCACUGAUAGUACUUUGUUAACUUAUUCAUCAGUUAAUCCACUGAUAGUCCUUCACCUAACUAAAUGUAAUGCAAUGCACAUACUUAUCAGUAGCUAGCAGUCAUUUAUUCAUGUUGGCUAAUGUGUCUGAGAGCUUUUUGUAUUGAUUUUUUUAAUAUGUACAUUAUUCAUUAGCUGCUAUUGAUGGCGAUAGGGGCUCGAUCCAUUUGCUGCCAGCCGUCCCAGUCUAAAAGGAUCGAGCGCCUAUCGCCGUCAAUGCUAGCUAACACUUCAAAGUAAAACCUAUUUCCUCAUAUAGUGGUUUUUCCCCCAGUUUCCUCCAAAAACUUAAUAACAGCCACUAUUUGAGGAAAUAGGCUAAAAUUGGCUUUGUAGGGUAUUUUGCCAAAAGCAAGCUUAAUCAACAUUAUAUACAAAACUAGUUAAAAUCCAAGUGACCUUUACUAAAGUCGCGAUCCGAAGCUUUACCGUUUGAAUAAUAUGCAAACACGACUAACGUUUACCUCAAAAUUUCGAGAUCAGCGAUCUCGCAACGGGACGCGCUCACUUUUUUCGUAGUUUGCGUCGCACCAUGCGUUCCGAUUCUUCAUUUGCAUAAAUAAGCCACAAGAUGAAUGACUGAUGUCAGUUGCACUUGUGCAGAUUUUAUUUCAGUAUGUGAUGUCAAUUAUAACUCAGCAUGGGGUGAGAAUUAUUGUAUGCGUGGUAUUUAGUGUUUUGGAAAAAAAAUAUUUAUUUUUUUAAUAUUGAUUGAUGCUGUAUAUUAAUUGUAGGCUUAUUUCAAAGGCAAAUAAAAAAUGUAGGUAUGUGUA
Molecule: messenger RNA, 4233 nt
Organism: Corythoichthys intestinalis (scribbled pipefish)
Lineage: Eukaryota; Metazoa; Chordata; Actinopteri; Syngnathiformes; Syngnathidae
Product: katanin-interacting protein
Exons: 16
Coding region: 397-3138 (913 amino acids)
Source: RefSeq, a predicted model, not a curated record